GACCGUUACCUAUAGUGCCCAAUCCUUCGGUUUGUUCUCACUCCUGUGUGUGAGCUCCUCGCAGACAUGGCUUCCCUCGUCCGCCUGCUGGAAUGGAUCUUCUUCUUCUACUUCUUCUCCCACAUCCCAAUAACACUGCUGGUGGAUCUGCAGCCAAUCCUGCCUUCCAGCUGGUACCCACAGGAGGUAUUGGAUUUGAUGAAAUGGUACGUUGUCAGUUUUAAAGACCAUAUGAUGAUGAACCCACCUGCUUGGUUUUUGAGCUUUGUGUACUGUGAAGCUCUCGUACAACUUCCUUUCUUCCCUGUAGCAGCAUAUGCUUUUUACAAAGGUGGCUGCAAAUGGAUAAGAAUUCCAGCCAUUGUCUAUUCGGCUCACGUUGCCACCACAGUCAUUGCUAUUAUUGCACAUGUUCUCUUCGGAGAAUUUCAAAAAUACAAUGGUGUGGAUCCUCCCAACCAGAAAGAGCGGCUGACUUUGGUCUCAAUUUAUGCACCAUACCUAGUCAUACCCUUGCUCAUUUUGCUCACCAUGUUAUUUAGUCCACGUUAUAAACAGGAAGAAAAACGGAAAAGAAGGUAGAAGGUUUAUGUGAAAGCGACUGGUCUGUGGUUACUACAGAACACACAACACAUUCCGUUCACAUCAUUUACAGCUGUGGACAAUAAUCUGGGCAUAAAGGACUUUCCUAUAUGUUCUGUUUUGAAUUGUGGAUGCUAGUUUGAGUUAGAGACCAGAGGGGUUGGCGGGGGGGUACUGGUCACCUCAUUGUCCUUAACAUAAUCCCUUUAAUUGCCAAAACUACAAUACCUUUGGUUUCAGUCAUAAUAAAUGAAUGACAAUUUUAAUCUUCCCAUAUUUUAAAUGGACCGUAACCUUUUUCUUUUUAAGAAUAUGAAAAAUUAAUGACAGUGUUCAACAUAUAAAUGGGUACUACCCCUUCCUUUCUGGGUGCUUAUUCUGGGCAGAAUUGGUUUUAUAAUUACAUUGUGAACAGACUCUUUUUUUUUUUUCCCCCUUUGAUGUCUACUGGUGUGUUUGUAAUAGUUGCUUUACAUACUUAUUUUACUGUACCAAUCUGUUUAAUGGAAAUGUUUAAAACUUUCAAAGCCCAAGUUUUUUUUUUUUUUUUUUAAAUCAUUGAAAUAAAGUUUUAUAUUUUAAA
Molecule: messenger RNA, 1165 nt
Organism: Pelobates fuscus (common spadefoot toad)
Lineage: Eukaryota; Metazoa; Chordata; Amphibia; Anura; Pelobatidae
Gene: TMEM97
Product: transmembrane protein 97
Exons: 3
Coding region: 67-582 (171 amino acids)
Cellular component (GO): endoplasmic reticulum
Source: RefSeq, a predicted model, not a curated record